GUCGUCCUCGUUUGCUUCAUCUCUAUCUUCGCUCCACCCUGUGCUUUGUAUUCGCGCUUUAUACCCGCAAUGGCAGAUUUCCUCGUCCCCUCAACCCAUCCCCCAGAAAGCGAGGCCCAGCACCGACUCCAUGGUCCCAUCCACGCACAGCGCCAUGUUCGGGUUGUCUGCAUUGGAGCCGGCGCCUCCGGGCUGUUGAUGGCCUACAAAUUGCAGCGACACUUCUCCAACUACUCGCUCACGGUGUACGAGAAGAAUCCAGAGGUCUCGGGGACGUGGUGGGAGAAUCGGUAUCCGGGGUGCGCGUGCGACGUCCCCUCGCACAACUACACCUGGUCCUUUGAGCCGAAGCUCGACUGGUCCGCCGUCUACGCCAGCUCGCGGGAGAUUUUCAACUACUUCAACGAUUUUGCGAGGAAGUAUGCGCUGCACAGGUUUGUCAAGACGAGGCAUCAGGUCGCCGGCGCGUACUGGAACAAGGAGAAGGGCGGCUAUGACGUGCACAUCAAGGACCUUGAGAAGAACGAGACGGUUGUCGACCACUGCGAUAUUCUCGUGAAUGCUUCUGGCAUCCUGAACAACUGGCAGUGGCCUGCCAUCCCUGGCCUCGACAAAUACAAGGGCGUGCUGCUUCACACGGCGAAUUGGGACGACAAGAUCGACCUCAAUGGCCGCCAUGUCGGCCUGAUCGGUAAUGGAUCCUCCGGCAUCCAAGUCCUCCCCACCAUCCAACCGUACGUCCAGAAAUGCACAACCUUCAUCCGCGAGCCCACCUGGGUAUCGCCCGUCCAAGGUCUCGAGCAGCACGUCUUCUCUGACCAAGAGCGUCUCGACUUCGCCACCAAACCCGGCGUUCUGAAUGAAUACCGUCGGAACGUCGAGCGCGGACUCAACGGCCAAUUCGGCAUCUUCCUCAAGGGCACCAACACCAACGACGAUACCGAAGCAUAUUUCAGGACUCAGAUGAAGGACAAGCUGCAUGACCCCUACCUCGAGGAGCGCCUGAUCCCCAAUUGGCACGUUGGUUGCCGUCGUCUGACCCCCGGCGUCGGCUACCUAGAAGCACUUGGCAAGGACAACGUCGAAGUCGUAUACGGCGAGAUCAACGAGAUCACCGAGCGCGGCUGCCUCUGUGAUAAUGGUCAGGAGUACCCUGUCGACGUUCUCAUCUGCGCCACUGGCUUCAACACCUCUUUCAAGCCGCGGUUCCCCGUCGUCGGCCCAUCCGGCACAAACCUACAGGACGCCUGGAAAGACGAAGCGCAGUCAUACUUCGGCAUCGCCGCCGCUGACGUCCCUAACUACCUCAUCUUCCUCGGUCCUAACUGCCCAAUCGGAAACGGCCCCGUACUGUCUGCCAUUGAGUGCCAGGCAGACUACAUGUGCAAGCUCAUCGACCGCUUCCAGACGAACAAUAUUGCUACGUUUGCACCUAAGCAGGAAGCAGUGGCGGACUUCAUCGCCCACAAGGAUCGCUUUAUGCAGAAGACUGUCUGGCAUGACCCUUGCCGCUCAUGGUACAAGCAACGGCCGGAUGGACCCAUUACUGCGCUGUGGCCGGGCUCUACGCUGCACUACAUUGAGGCUAUGAUGGAGGUGCGGUUUGAUGACUGGGACGUCAAGUACAACGGUAAUCGGUUUGCCUGGAUGGGCAAUGGAUACUCGCAGACGGAGCUAGAUCCUACAGCUGACUGGGCGUAUUAUAUUAGAGAAAAGGAUGACGACGAGCCGUUGUCAAGGAAACGCAAGUUGCAGCUUAUCAACAAGAGCGGAACUGUGCAAGCCACGGCUGGUGUCAGCUUUACCGGCAAGCAGGUCGCUGUCGAGGAGAAUGCGCAGGCGAAGCUGUAAGCUGAAUGCGGAGGGUGUGGUACCAGUAUGAUGUGCAUUUGUAGCAGUUAUUGGCUCAGCUUGCAUAGCUGUUGCAAGUUCGAAACGUGAGCGUUCUCCGCAGUUUUUCCUUUCUUUGUGGAUAGCAUUUUCUGUAGAUAUAGUUUCCGGGAAGGCCGCGAUUUCAACUCGUAGCAAGGCGUGAUGAUACGAGGACAGGCCUGCUUACAAACAAUUU
Molecule: messenger RNA, 2068 nt
Organism: Trematosphaeria pertusa
Lineage: Eukaryota; Fungi; Ascomycota; Dothideomycetes; Pleosporales; Trematosphaeriaceae
Product: FAD/NAD(P)-binding domain-containing protein
Exons: 3
Coding region: 70-1851 (593 amino acids)
Source: RefSeq, a predicted model, not a curated record